Molecule: messenger RNA, 1047 nt
Organism: Rotaria sordida
Lineage: Eukaryota; Metazoa; Rotifera; Eurotatoria; Philodinida; Philodinidae
Source: the annotation of a GenBank genome assembly
AUGUAUGGUAACGUCGCACUAGUUUAUGGCAGUAUCGGAGAGUAUGCAAAAGCAAUUUCAUUAUUCGAAAAAUCACUUGAAAUUCGUCAAAAAGUUCUUCCUUCAAAUGAUCCUUAUUUGGCUACUUCUCAUAACAACCUUGGUAUGAUGUAUUACAGAAAAGGUGAAUAUGCAAAUGCACUUUCAUCUUAUGAAAAAGCACAAGAAAUCUACAAAAAAACUCUUCCAUCAAAUCAUCCCGAAUUCGCUCUAUCCUACAAUAAUAUCGCAUCCGCAUAUAACAGCUUGGGAAAUUAUUCGAGUGCACUUUUGUUUCAUAAAAAAGCUUUAGACAUUCGACAAAAAGUUCUUCCUCCUACUCAUCCGGAUUUUACUGUUUCUUAUAUCAAUAUCGCUUCGGUGUACGAAGCAAUGGGUGACUAUUCACAAGCACUUUCAUUUCAUGAAAAAGCACGUGAAAUCUACGAAAAAGUUCUUUCAACAAAUCAUCCUAUGUUGGCUACUUCCUAUAACAAUAUCGCCUCAAUAUAUCAUAAAAUCGGCGAAUAUUCGAGAGCACUUUCGUAUUAUGGAAAAGCACAUGAAAUUAUUACAAAAAUCUAUCCAUCAAAUCAUUCUUCGUUAGCUACUUCCUACAAUAACAUAGCUAGCGUAUAUCAUUCAAUAAGCGAGUAUUCGAAAGCACUUUUAACUCAAAAAAAAGCACAUGAAAUCUUAGAAAAAGCUUUUCCAAUCAAUUAUCCAUUGUUAGCUACUUCUUACAACAACAUGGCUAUAUUCUAUAAUGCUAUGGAUGAUUAUUCAAACGCACUUUUAUCUCAUAAAAAAGCACUUGAAAUCGGACAAAAAAAUCUUCCAUCAAAUCAUCCAGACUUAUCAACUUCUUACAAUAAUAUUGGUUCGGUAUAUUUUGAUAUCGGUGAAUAUCAGAAAGUACUUCCAUUUUUCGAACGUGCUUUAAAUAUUUUAAAACAAUCAGUACCGGCAAAUCAUCCUCAUCUUCAAAGUGUACAAGAAACUAUCAUAUUUUUGAAACAAAAAUUGUAA